Messenger RNA from Bufo gargarizans (Asiatic toad), 2221 nucleotides. RefSeq names its product transmembrane protein 123 (gene TMEM123). The transcript has 5 exons. The coding region runs from base 96 to 695 and encodes 199 amino acids. Gene Ontology annotation, cellular component: cytoplasmic vesicle. NCBI's taxonomy places the organism in Eukaryota, Metazoa, Chordata, Amphibia, Anura, Bufonidae. The record is from RefSeq and is a predicted model, not a curated record.
CGCGCGGCCCCGGCAGGCAGAGGGCGGUGUUAGAUGCGCAGCGGCGGCGGCGGUGGUGCUUGUGUUCUCCUGGGUGACGCGGCUGCCGGUACAAGAUGAAGUUAUCGGUGGAUUCCCGGGGCUGGGUGUGGACAGGAUUGCUGCUCCUGGCCGCUUGCUGCACGGUUAAAGCUGCAGAAGAUUCAUCUGUGGUGUCCACUGUUCCGAGUACAACUAAGGGGGCUCAAUCACUCGUCAAUACCACAUCAACUUCACCUACAGUGCAAGAAAACGCCACCACAACUUCAGUGCCCGUGGGCUCCAACUCCUCCACUAGUCCUACGCCAGCAGCGGCUUCUACUUCCACAACGGUGGCUUCUACUUCCACAACGGUGGCUUCUACUUCCACAACGGUGGCUUCUACCUCCUCAACUGCAAAAACACAAGGACCUGCUGUGAUCAAUGCUUCCACCACAGUCGUGACCAGUAAAGCAGCGGUGAAAACCACAGCUGUGACCACCGCCUCCACCAGUCCUGUGACCAGUUCUAUGUCCUCCUCUUUACAGAAGACUUCUGGAUUUGAUCUGGGCAGCUUCAUAGGAGGUAUCGUGCUGACAGUUGGCCUCUUGGCAGCGGCCUAUUUCGGGUGCAGAUUUUAUAAUUCCAAAAGAGGCGUCCGCUACCGCACCAUAGAUGAACACGAGGCCAUCAUUUAACGCUUCCGCUUACUAAUCCUCAUCGAUCUGGAAUCAUCUUGCUUCUUUGGAAGACGCUUCAGGUAAACUCUGCGCUCGGAUCACGUUGUACAUUACGUAACAGGAUAACAUUACAUGGAACGAGACCUUCUGCUCCAUCCAGACCUGCAUUGUCCCUCCCGCUGACCUCUGUUCUUCAGGACUGCACCGACGGCCUAUGUUUCAUUGGUUGUCAUUGGGUGUUACUUCUGGCACCAGCGUCUUUUGCCCUGCAACCUACCGUCAGCUUUAAACUUCAGGCACCAGCGUCUUCAUAAGUGGCGCCAAACAUUAAAGCCUACCUGUUACUGAAGCCAACACAGCAGCUUUUUUUUUUUAAACAUAUUCCUUCAAGGCUUUAAAAUGAGAUUUCGGCUCUUUUAUGUGUUUACUCUGUCUGCACUGACUGGGAGAGCACUAGAGAAGAAGCUGCGGAUGCCAAACUGCAGUUUUCAGGGUAUGAUCUUUUGUAAAAGCUGCAAAAAACAAUUCUAUUUACGUGAACCUUUUGCUGUGGACUGUCUCCAUUCCGUUACACCCCCCCCCCCCCCCAUCUGAAUUGAUUCCUAAGAAGCUAAAGAAAAAUAGAAGGUCCCAGUUUCUCUUUAAAGGGAACCUGUCAUAUUGGACAUGCAGUCUGCAGCAUGUUAUAGAGCAGCAGUUUGAGUCCAGUGGGCGGUCCUGGCCAUGCGGUCACAGCUGUAAGUCAUGGUGUAGGACCGCCCACGUGACUCCAAAAGGGGGCGUGACAAUGGUGGGGAAAUGGGUGUGGUCAAUACCCGAGACCAGAUACUUAGAUUGUGAUCCCCAUUGGGGACCGAUUUAUGCGAAUGUCUGCAAAGCGCUGCAGAAUAUAGUAGCGCUAUAUAAGUGCAUAAUAUAAAUAACUACAUUUACACUAGUUUGGUUUGCUCAGAGCUAGCGCAGGUUUCUGUUUUCAGUGCCCAGGUCUGCCGACCUGCGUCUCGUCAUAAAUUGGGCAGCGCAGGGGAUAUUAAAGGGGUUAUCCAGUACCAUAAACUGCCCCCCCAUGUGCUGGGCCCCUCACUGUGAAUAUACUUACUCCGCUCCUGGUCCCUGCACCGCCACUGCUGCUGUUCCCUGUGCGCUAAUGAAAACAUCCAGUGUCUCCCGCGAUGCCGGGACCAGGAGCGGCCCGGGGUAAGUAUAUGGGGGUUUAUAGUAUUGGAUAAUUCCUUUAAGGCCGGUCUUGCUAAAUCUCAGCUCCUUCUGCUCUAUCACAUGCUGCCUGCAGAUUACACUGCAUUUCAUGCUGACAGGCUCCCUUUAAGGAAUUUGUCGUAGUCUUAUGAAUAUACUUAUUUUGUAUAGAAGAUUAGACAAGAAUAUAUUGACUCACCCCGGACUGUAUGUUACAUCAUUGUUACUGGGUAUUGGCCAGGAAGCUGCUUCUGAGAAAUGUGCACAUUUCUCAGAAGAGCAAUGGACAUUAUGUACCCAAAAAAAUGCAGCUCAGCCGCAUUCAGACAGCUGCGUAUCAGUAUCUC